AUGAAUUUCCUUCACCGUGCAGCGUCAGGGUUUAUACGCAGAAAACCGGCGUUUGGCAAUAAUGUUUCCUCUUUGAAUCUACUAAGAAAUGGAAUAUAUCCUAUCGCUUUUAAAAACCGGAGGUCGUAUGCCUCCGAGGCUAAUACCGGUACAAUUCAAGCAAUUAUUGGAGCUGUAGUUGACGUACAGUUCAGCGAAGCAAGCUUGCCUUCCAUUUUAAAUUCUUUGGAAGUUGAUAAAGAAGGUAGUCGUCUUGUACUUGAAGUAUCACAACAUUUAGGACAAAAUGUUGUUCGAACGAUUGCUAUGGACGGUACAGAAGAAACGAUGAUUAUUAAAGUAAGAUACACCAAUCUUCGUGAAGUAUUCUCUCGUAAUAUUGUUAUCAAUAAAAACAUUAAAUUGAAAGAAUUGGAGGCCAAGAUACGUGAACGUUUCGAUGUGGGUUACGAUGAAAACGUCGAAAUUUAUUACAUUGACGAUGAUAAAGAUCGGAUUGCUAUUUCCUUUGAAGAGGAAUUAGCUUUAGCCAUGGAGAACGGGAAAAUACAAACACUUGAAAUUGUCACCAAACCAAAGACCGUUGACGACAUUUGCGUUUACCCCGAUGUGCCAAAAGGAAAAGAAGGAGAAUGUUUAGAAGUUUUGAUUGAAUCAGAAUAUCUCACAAUUGCCAACGCAACAAAUAGCGAUACCAAAGCUUGGGGAACAUACAUUUACACUAACGAUUCAGAUGUUGUUAAAACUCUCGUUCAUUCGGAAAAGAUUAAAUUACCCGCAACUGCACCCCCUUACAAUGUAAUUGCAACCUUACGUUUCUUACCGGGAUGUAUUAAAUACACAGGAAGCGCUUCUCAAGGGGUUAAUUCAUUGAAUUUCGGCCCAUAUGAAACAAGUUAUAUUAUUAAUGGGCUGGCUCCUAAAGCACCUUAUUCAAGAAAUAGUAAGAGGGCAUUUUUAACCUAUGCCCCUGGGAAGGCAUCCUUUCAAGUAGGUUAUUUAGGAGCUGAUAAAUCAACAAUAGAAGGUGUGCUACAAUUAAAAUAUGAUGAAGAAAAACCACUAUUCGCAAAGAAGAUUACCCUUUCGUUCGUGGGAAAAGAAUAUGUUUUUUUUGCGGGCAUCGAAGAUGAAUUAAAGAUAUCCACUCAUACGGCAAAGCGUAAAUUCUUUUGUAAUAACAUCACAAUUUGGAGGUCACAAAGCAAAGGUCAAUAUGAAGCCAUAAAAUCCCUUGACUUACCUUUCAAAUUUAAGUUACCGGAGAAUCUCCCCCCUUCGAUCACGAUGGAUAAAGGAUGUGGAAGACUUUAUUACAUGCUUAGGGCUGUUAUUUCAAGACGGCGCAUGGAUCCUAAUUCACGUAUUAAAAAAAAAGUUGUUAAAGUGGUAGUUCCCAUCACUCGUUACACAAUCACUCCACAACCAGAACCUUCUCGUUGGUUUAUCAAGGAGGAUGGACCCGCAAAACCGCACGUUUUUGGAUAUGAUGUAUCCUUAGCACAAUCAACCUGUGGUCCAGGAGAAACCAUCGUUGUUCCUGUAAAAUUAUAUUUUCAUGAACCUCAAGUUUACUUCAAGAAAUUAUUCGUAGGAAUAAAAGAAUAUCACGAAUUACGAACAGACGAAUAUGAAACAUCAACAAAAAAAUAUCUCGUUGAAGAAACUGUACUUGCGAAUGAUCUUCCAAUUUCAUCCGGACCUGACAAUGAAUGCUUUAUAGAAAUAAAAUUGCACAUUCCUUUUGCAAGACAAUUGGUUUAUACUCUAGAUUCAACCUACCUCUCAGUUUAUCACAAGUUGAAAGUUAAAGUUGGUCUAGGUAAUGCUCCUGACAUAAAUAUUUCAAAAUUUGUUAAAAUUUUAAAUCUCGUUAGUGAAGAAGAACCUAUCAUGGUUAAACCUAAACGGGAUCCCCAAAGAAGAUUGACACCUUUCUACCCAUUAUUUAACAAAAUUCAAAAUCGUGAUCGUGCCGUUAAGAAACUUUCGGCACAAUUACAACUCCAACUUCAAAUCAGCAACUCGAAAAAUGCAAACAUGAUUUAUAAUUCGAGAUCUUUAUUUGUACCUACUUUGCAAGCAAAAAAAACAACUCAAGCUUAUUAA
This is a messenger RNA of Funneliformis mosseae, 2109 nucleotides long. The record is from the annotation of a GenBank genome assembly. Lineage: Eukaryota; Fungi; Glomeromycota; Glomeromycetes; Glomerales; Glomeraceae.